AGCUGGAAUGUCAUUGUUAGAGCUCGCUGCUCUGUGUCUCAGGGAGGGACAGCUGCCUCUGAGGCCUACUUGCUCAUGUGAGACAGGCAACCCAGUUCACCGUAAAUUUUCCCCCCACCUCCCCACAGACAGACAGGUGGAGCCUGAACUCAGCCAGCUGGGAGUCAAAGGAAGGAACUAGUAGGAAUUCUGGGAGUGGCGUUUUAAAGCUUCCUCUUUCCUCUCUUUACUCUCAAAGAAAAGGGGCCUAGCUAUAUUUGUCAAAGCACUGCUCAAAGCUGAAGACCAGGGAAGGAAACUUUAGCUCUUGGUGCUAGGUGCUGUGCAGGCCUGAUAAUUAGCACCCUCCCAUGCCAGAGAAGAGUAGUGUGAAUGCAACCUCAACGUAGAAAUUACAAACCCUGCUGGUGGAACAGUGGAUGAAAGAUGAGGCUAGGCUAACGGAUUGUACAGUCACAGGGCUGUGACUCAUGAAGAGGUGAUGGGUUAAGUGGUCCCUGUGCCCCAUUUGAAUGUCCGUCACUAUGGCUAAGCGUGAGACUGGCAGCACCAGCCCUGUGGUCAGGCAGAUAGACAAGCAGUUCCUGGUCUGCAGCAUUUGUUUGGAUCAUUAUCACAACCCCAAGGUCCUGCCCUGCCUGCACACCUUCUGUGAGAAAUGUCUACAGAACUACAUCCCUCCCCAGUCAUUGACGCUGUCCUGCCCAGUAUGCAGACAGACCUCUAUUUUACCAGAGAAGGGUGUGGCAGCACUGCAGAACAACUUCUUCAUCACAAACCUAAUGGAGGUGUUACAGCGAGACCCAGAGUGCAGCCGACCUGAGGCCUGUAAUGUUCUUGAGUCAGCCAGUGCAGCUACAGCCUGUCAGCCCCUUUCUUGUCCCAACCAUGAGGGCAAGGUUAUGGAGUUUUACUGCGAGUCAUGUGAAACAGCCAUGUGUCUGGAGUGUACAGAAGGAGAACAUAGGGAACAUGUGACAGUUCCUCUGAGGGAUGUGCUGGAACAACACAAGUCAGCACUUAAAAAUCAGCUGGACGCUGUGCGCAACAGACUACCUCAGCUGACGGCUGCCAUUGAGCUUGUGAAUGACAUCUCCAAGCAGCUUACGGAGCGGAAAAAUGAGGCAGUGACUGAAAUCAGUAACACUUUUGACGAGCUGGAGAAGGCCUUACACCAACGCAAGAAUGCUCUCAUUACUGAGGUCGAAAACAUCUGCAGCACCAAGCAGAAGGUGCUUCAAGCCCAGCUGACAUCUCUGCUUCAGGGAAAAGAGAACAUUCAAAGCAGCUGUAACUUCACAGAGCAGGCCCUGAGCCAUGGCAGUGCCACUGAGGUCCUGUUGGUCCAGAAACAGAUGGGUGAGCGGGUCAGUGCUCUGGCGCGACACAGCUUUCCAGAGCAUCCCCACGAAAAUGGACAUCUGGAAUGCCAGGUAGAGACGGAUGGACUCAGGCGCUCCAUCCAGAACUUGGGAGUCCUGAUCACAACAGGGACUGUAGGCCAUACUAGUGUUGCCACUGGUGAAGGCCUACGACAUGCACUGGUCGGCCAGCACACUACUGUUACAGUCACUACUAAAGACAAAGAUGGAGAACUAGUGAAAACUGGUAAUGCUGCUCUGAGGUCAGAGAUUGUCUCUGCAGAUGGAGUUUGCACUGAAGCUGAGGUGGUGGACAACAAGAACGGCACCUAUGAGGUUGGAUAUACAAUCCGCUCAGAGGGAGAAUUCAGCUUCUCUUUGCUGCUAUAUGAACAGCCUGUGAGGGGGAGUCCGUUCCGUUUGCGUGCUGUCAAACCAUCAGAUGUCCUGCAGUCACCAGACGAUGUGAAGAGAAGAGUAAAGUCCCCGAGUGGAGGAGGAGGUCAUGUGCGGCAGAAGGCUGUGCGCAGGCCCUCCAGCAUGUACAGCACCACCAAGAAAAAGGAAAACCCAAUAGAGGAUGAGCUGAUCUACAGAGUGGGAACAAGAGGGCGAGAUAAAGGAGAAUUCACUAACCUACAAGGCAUCUCAACUUCCAGUAAUGGACGGAUUGUGGUGGCAGACAGCAACAACCAGUGUAUACAGGUAUUCUCUAAUGAUGGCCAGUUUAAGAUGAGGUUUGGGGUCAGAGGUCGUUCACCGGGGCAGCUGCAGCGCCCCACAGGGGUCACAGUGGACAUGAACGGUGACAUAAUUGUAGCUGACUACGACAACAGAUGGAUUAGCAUCUUCUCCUCGGAUGGCAAGUUCAAGAACAAAAUUGGUGCUGGGAGAUUGAUGGGACCCAAAGGUGUGGCUGUAGAUAAGAAUGGACAUAUCAUCACAGUUGAUAAUAAGGCCUGCUGUGUCUUCAUCUUCCAAUCAAAUGGGAAGCUGGUGACAAAGUUUGGAGCCAGAGGAACAUCAGACAGACACUUUGCAGAAAAAAGUGGUGCAAACAUUGCACUGGAGCAAAAGCUUAGUAAAUCUGGCCCUGUUUUCAGUCCUCACUUUGUGGCUGUAAAUAACAAAAAUGAAAUUGUGGUUACAGACUUUCAUAACCAUUCAGUCAAGGUGUACAAUGCAGAUGGGGAGUUCCUGUUUAAAUUUGGCUCCCAUGGAGAGGGGAACGGCCAGUUCAAUGCUCCAACAGGCGUGGCUGUGGAUGCCAAUGGAAAUAUCAUUGUUGCUGAUUGGGGCAACAGUCGCAUCCAGGUGUUCGACAGCUCUGGCUCCUUCCUGUCCUACAUCAACACAACAGCGGACCCCCUUUACGGCCCCCAGGGCCUGGCCCUCACAUCUGAUGGUCAUGUGGCGGUGGCAGACUCUGGGAACCACUGCUUUAAGGUCUACCGCUACCUACAGUAGAGACCUGAGACAGCCAUUGUCACCACUGCAAGCACUGACAACGACACAACCAAUGUAUUCCACAGGGUGCAAUGACCUUUCCAAUACAGCCUUUUGAUGUGCACAUCAGCUGAUCUCCCAGAUAUAAUUAGGUGUCUGAGUUUACCCUCCUCAUGAUGUGUAUUGAAGAUUGUUUUUAAAUUUGGGUAAUGUAGCAUCCUUGGGACAAGUAAUGGACAUAAAGCUAUCUGGUUUUAAAACCUGUUGAUGGUAUUGUUAAACCACACUUUCUGUGAGACUGGACAGGGUAUGAGAUAGACUGAAUUAUUUAAUGAGCCAUAACUUGUCCAAAUGCAUGAAGUUUUAUUUUAUCUUAAUACCCAGGCAACAACCCAGUGUACCCAUCAGUUGCUUUUCUCAUGAACUAGCUAAUGCUUACAGUGAAAUGAACAGUGCUACGCUUUUCCAGCAAUGAAAUGUAAACUUUCUCAUUUACUGACAUCACAUAAAAUUGUCACCACCAUCUGUGCAUUGAUUUGCUGUAUGUACUGUAUAUACAUAAAUGUAUAUUGUGUAUAUUAGAUCACUCCGUAUGUAUUUGCUAUGAUUUUGAAACACAGCCUUUUGGCUAUUCAGAGAGCAGCAGUCAAGGAUUCCAGGAUUUUAAUGUGUGUAUGGCAGCUGUUAAAAAGUGUGUGUUUUAAAAAUACCCAGCACAUGCUUAAAAGAAGAAGAGUGUCAUAUUUAUUGCUAAUGUAAGCAGCACAAUAACCAUUUUUGUUAAUAUCGGUUGUUUUAAAGGGAAAAAACAAAAUGAAAAAUGCUAAUUUAUUUUAUUUUAUACACUAGCUCAGCAUUUAAAAAUUAUUUUUCUAAAUUGAUGUGCUUUUUUUCCGUUGGAGCUUCACACGUUUUCCCUUAUCCUUAAAGGGAAACUUCACCUUAAAGCAGAAUUCAGAAUCCCCCCACAUUUGGUAAAUUUCAAUCAGUGUUUGUGCACAGGGGCAGCUCUUUUCCAACCUAUUUUUAUUUUCAUUUGGGAUGUUUUCUAGGUUUCUCUGGUCAGAAUAAAUGGCUGAAGAUAUCUGCUCAUAUGAUGGUUUUUGCCUUUAACAAUUAAAGAGCUUUAUUAAUUAAAGUGCUAAUAAAAAAAUACACAUAUCUCAGGAAAUACAUCCAAAUUAGAUUAGACCAUGUCAAUGAAACAACUUUAAAUAUUUUUUUUGGUAUCCGAUUGUGAGGCAUUGGGAGCUGACUGUGACAAAAUUGUGAAAAUGUAGUCUGGAUCCAAGAUCACAGAAAUUAUUGGGAUGGAAUAUGAAUUCUGUUUUACAGUGUUUUUAUUAUUAUUAUUUGAUUUGUUUUUGGCUUUCAGAUAGGAAAAAAAAAAUUAAAUUAUAAUUUGUUAGAUGACAUUUGCCAGCAAACUCAUCCACGCUUUACACUUGCCUAUGAUACUGUUGUAAGCUAUUUUAACAAAACUGUCAAGCCAUGACUCCUAAAACCUGUACCAGUAGAGCUGUUGCUGCUCUUCCUCCCCCUAGUGUUCAUUCUGUGUAAUGUCAAAAGAAAACCUGGUGCCACAGCAGAAGAGAGACCAGGUGCAGGAAGAAGGCAACUUCUUGGUCUGACAUAAUUACCCACAGCACUGUGCUAAACACCCAAACACCAACAUUCACCCUCCUCAGUGUAUUCUCUGAGUUGCAGGAUGUGAUGCGAUUUUACCAGUUACGUCACCCAGGAAGUUGCUGUUUUUUAUGCACCUAAUCAGCCCAGACAUCUUUAAAGAGUCAAAGGCUCACCUUUUUGACACGUGUCUGAAGCAUUUUAUCCUACGCUGUUUGUGUCACACCAAUACAAUUUAGUUUUCUCUAUGAAUAUGCACUGGUAAUAAAAGCACAUGGUUUACUGA
Molecule: messenger RNA, 4719 nt
Organism: Dicentrarchus labrax (European seabass)
Lineage: Eukaryota; Metazoa; Chordata; Actinopteri; Moronidae
Product: tripartite motif-containing protein 3
Exons: 13
Coding region: 513-2828 (771 amino acids)
Biological process (GO): protein polyubiquitination; negative regulation of translation; proteasome-mediated ubiquitin-dependent protein catabolic process
Molecular function (GO): translation repressor activity; protein binding; ubiquitin protein ligase activity
Source: RefSeq, a predicted model, not a curated record